AUGACCUCCACUGGCGUCCAAGUUGUCGCGCCAACGAAGAUCGGUCCUUACACCAUACGUGGCACAGUAGGUGAGGGAGCAUUUUCUGUGGUAAAGUUAGCGUAUAAUGAAGAAAAACAGCAAUAUUAUGCUUGCAAAAUAGUUCCCAAAUCUAGACUUUCGACACACCACUUGGAAAAAAGGUUUGAACUUGAAAUUAGAAUUAACCAGCAAAUGCACCACCCAGGUAUUGUCGGAAUGAUAGACAUUUUGAAGGACAAAUUAAAUUAUUACGUAAUUAUGGAAUUCUGUCCAAAUGGAGAGCUAUUCCAGUAUAUUGUAGAUCAUGGACGUCUGAAAGAGGACGAAGCCCGUCCGAAAAUAAGAGAACUUCUUAAAACGUUAGAUUAUAUUCAUCACAUGGGAGUCACUCACCGUGAUUUGAAACCAGAAAAUAUUUUACUAGAUAAGUUCGGUCAGCUUAAAGUAUCAGAUUUUGGUCUCUCUCGCUUCCUUGACUCCAAAGGUCUUGCAUCAACCCCUUGUGGUUCUCCAUGCUAUGCUUCCCCUGAGUGCAUCAGUGGAAAGCCAUACGAUGGAAUUACAAGUGACGUAUGGUCUUCCGGCGUUAUUUUGUACGCAAUGGUUACAGGACAGCUUCCAUGGACAAAGAGAAACCAAACUCAACUUUUCGAACAAAUUAGACACGGAGAAUAUACAAUACCAUCAUAUUUAUCUUAUCAGUGUACAGAUUUCAUCAGAGGUUUGAUGACCGUAGAUAAUAAAAAGCGGUUGACAAUUCCUCAAGCCCUUAAGCAUCCAUUCUUGAGUGAUACCCAACAGGUUGAACUCCAUGAUGUAGAUGCUUCCCAGUACAUCUCUUUAAGAAGAGUCGACGACUUUUUCGACAUUGAUAUCAGUUGCUCUAGUAUCCCAACUGGCUAUAGGAAGACAGAUAACUUAUCCGCAGCGCUUCUUAACUACGAACAAUCUUCGAAUAUCAUCCAAGGCAAAUCUUCAACAAGAGUUCGCUUACGGCCAGCCAAAUUUGCUCGUAAUGCUCGCCUUAUUAGAACAAACGAGGAUCAGAAAGAUUUAAUCAUACAUUCAGUCAGAAGAUCUUCAAUAAUGGAAUCAACAGAUGAACCGGAGCCAAAGUCUUCCGCUUCGUCAAGAGCAGCAGCUGCUACAGAGAUUACUUCUAAAAGACAUUCUACAGGUUUCAAGAAAGUUAUUUCUAUCCCAGAAGAGCCACCAAAGAGGAAGGCGGCUCCAAGAAAAUCAGCUGAUAAUACAGAACAAUACGAAGCUAAACCUCGUGCAGUUGCUAAAAGAAUUGCACGUCCAAAACCGGUGAAAUUGUAA
Molecule: messenger RNA, 1344 nt
Organism: Trichomonas vaginalis G3
Lineage: Eukaryota; Parabasalia; Trichomonadida; Trichomonadidae
Product: protein serine/threonine kinase protein
Exons: 1
Coding region: 1-1344 (447 amino acids)
Biological process (GO): protein phosphorylation; intracellular signal transduction
Cellular component (GO): cytoplasm
Molecular function (GO): ATP binding; protein serine/threonine kinase activity
Source: RefSeq, a predicted model, not a curated record